This is a messenger RNA of Salpingoeca rosetta, 1788 nucleotides long. RefSeq lists its product as uncharacterized. The record is from RefSeq and is a predicted model, not a curated record. Gene Ontology annotation, cellular component: cytoplasm. Gene Ontology annotation, biological process: histidyl-tRNA aminoacylation. Gene Ontology annotation, molecular function: histidine-tRNA ligase activity; ATP binding. Bases 32 to 1612 code for a protein of 526 amino acids. NCBI's taxonomy places the organism in Eukaryota, Choanoflagellata, Craspedida, Salpingoecidae. The transcript has 12 exons.
GCCAUUGUCAAGUUUGACCUAAUGUAAACCAAUGAUGAUGAUGGGAAGGAGGACAACGAGUCGGGCUGCACGCUGGCAGCAGAUGCAGAUGCUGCUGCGGUCACUGGACCGACACUUGCACACCAGCAGCGGCACCAGCAGGUGUUGGACGAGUGGUGUCGUGUCUGCGCGCAGCUGUGGCCAAAGGAAUGUGAGUGGAAACAGGCGUACGGAGUUGCCACAACAACAACAACAACGACAACAGCGAAGACAAAAGCAUCGGCUGGUGAAGGGAACACGGGAUGUGAUGCCAGGCUUGCAGCGUGAGUUCAGCUUUGUGUAUCAGGCGCUUCAGGAAACAGCUCACGCUUACAACUACAGCGAGAUGAGUACACCGAUAGUUGAGUACAGCGAGCUGUUCCAGCGAUCCCUCGGCGCAACCUCAGACGUGGUCAACAAGGAGAUGUUCGCAUUCCAAGAUGCAGACGGCUCCAACGUCUGUCUCCGCCCAGAAGGAACUGCCGGGGUGACACGGGCUGUGAUCCAGAACUUGGCCGGGGAAUCUGUGCGGCAGCGACUGUUUUACUUUGGGCCCAUGUUCCGCCGUGAGCGCCCGCAGAAGGGCCGAUAUCGACAGUUUUGGCAGGGCGGGGUGGAGUGCUUUGGGAGCGCGUUGCCAGUCACCGACGUCGAAUGCAUCGCCUCCGCACGCGAUUUCCUCUGCUCGCUCGGGCUCGACAGUCACGUCAAGCUCGAGAUCAACAGUCUAUUUGACGCGGACACGCGCGCAAAGCACCGCACGGCCCUCACCAGCUACUUCCAAGAGCACCGGGCGUCGUUAUCGCGCGCGAGCCAGGAGCGUUUGGACGGUGGAAAUCCACUCCGUAUUCUGGACAGCAAAGACAGCGGCGAUCAAGUUCUUGCCGCACGUGCCCCGCGCAUGGCGGACUUUGCGUCCAGCGAAGGCCUUGAGAGGAAGGAGUGCGUCCUUGAUGGUCUUCGUGCGCUGGACAUUCCGUUUAGCGUCAACGAGCAGCUUGUACGGGGGCUGGACUACUACACGCACACGGUGUGGGAGUUUGUGACGACGGAAGGGCUGGGUGCGCAGAACACGGUGCUCGCUGGCGGUCGAUACGACCAACUCGCCACCAUCCUCGGAUCAAAGCGGCAAAUCCCGGCCAUCGGAUGGGCGUGCGGGGUUGAUCGACUUGUGCUGCUCCUGCAGGAGUGCAACGUCUCUCAUCCGCCGCCACCGCCAACAGCAGCCGUCAUCGAGAUCCACGACCAGCCAGCUUCUUCCGCCACCACCACCUCAUCAUCAUCAUCAUCAUCAUCUUCAUCAUCGUCGUCAUCGUCAUCAUCAUCACCACUGCCGGAGGUGUCACGCUUCGCCCUCAGCGUUGCGCAUAUGUUGCGGUGUCGUGGUGUUUCCACGACACACACGCACGGCGCCCGCGUCAAGCAGCAGAUCAAGGAGGCGCUACAACAAAACGUUUCGUAUCUCGUAUUCAUCGGAACCCAAGAAGCACAGGCGGGCAAGGUGCGGUUGAAGAAUGUUCAGACCGAAGAGCAGCACGAUCUGGAUCUAAACGCCGCCGUGGCGCUCAUGGACGGGCACACACGCAAUCAAUAGCACUGUGGAGCCAGCAUGAUCGAGACGUGCGCGCUGUGUGUGAGUGUGUAUGGUGUGUGUGUGUGCUUGGAGCACCAAGCAGCCACUUGCAUUGACUAGUUUGCUCAUUGUUCCUUCUUCCGCUUCAAUGGAUUAUGUGUGCACAUCUGAGAGAAGAAACUAGAACAGAGCGUGGC